AUGUACGAGGAAGCGUGGUAUAGCUUUGUGCCAGACAUUUCGGCCAGGAAGCCGGCCACCAGCAGCCAGCCCUCAGUUCACCGCCGCAAGGAGUCGCUGUUGCUACAGCCAAAUGGCGUCGACAAAGCCGACGAAGAACCUGAGCAGCUCGACGAUGUAUUCGAGGAAAUCGAAGACACCAACACUCCGCCAGAAGCCACGCUGACGAAGCGAGCGGCAUCCUACUCCGACUUCUACCACGUCGUCAAGACACAGUUGGCCAAAGAUGGACUCGGGCACAGGACGAGCAAGGGAAGCAAGAGGGAUAGGAGCUGGGACGCGUUGAUGCUCAGCCAUGAAUCCCUGGCCACCUCCCAUCAUGGGGUUGACGGCGUCGAAGGCAUCGACGAUACCGCCUCCGCCGCCGACUCCCUUGACGACCAGCUGCUGGAGGCCAGCCAAGAGCAGUAUCUGCUGUACCGCGAUCAGCUGGCCCUGACGGAACGCCAUCUUGCCACCCUCAUCGAUGACGCCGAUGCUACGCUUACGCUUCUGACGUCUCUGUCCACCUCCUUUCGGGCGGUGGAAUCGCAGACGACUUCGUUCCAGGCGACAUGCGAAGAACACCUCACCGAGCAAAGGCGGCUGGAGAUGCUUGCAAACCAAGUUGGAACCGAUCUGCACUACUAUGCCUACCUUGAUUCUGCCUCCAGGCGACUCAACGCUCCCGGAGCCAGCCGCCUAAUCGACGACACAGCUUUCGGCGAGAUGGUGGAGAACCUAGACUCUUGCGUUCGGUUCAUGAACACGCACGAGAUGUAUCGCGAACGCGACUCCUACCUGGCCCGCUACAACGCCCUCCUCACCAAGGCCCUGCAUCUUUUGGACCACGGGUUCACGGGUCGAUUGGAGAAGGUAUCUCCGGAAAUAGCUCGUCAAAUCGCCGCCACAAAAUCCGAAUCUGCUCGCCUCGCCUUGGCCUUUGGCCGUUUCGGGGAGAUACUUCUGGACUCGUAUUCGCUGUUGCCGAACGUCCAGAUUGUCGUGCGACGCGCCUACGACGAGCACGGCACGCCGGUCGAGUCUGAUUCCGACACUGGCGUGUACGUCAACACAGCCGCCAACAUGUUUCGCACCUAUCUCACGACUAGAGAUCGGGACCUCAAAGCUCUGACGCAACGUGAUUCGGACGAGUUUCAGAAGGAAGCGAAGGAGGUGGCGGUGGAAACGGCAUGUCGAAACUAUGUCAAGCAGUCGUUCGAAAAGGUGUACAACGAGAACGGCCUGUUCUUCAAGGUGUUCAAUAUCGAGCUGAUGUGGAGUGCGGCCCCCGAGUCGGCUUUCCAGACCAUUGCAGCCAUCCACACCUCCAUGGUGCAUCCCGGACAUUUGGCGCCGCUAGCCAGCAGCCUGCAGAGCGUGCUGCAGCCCGUCGAGCUUCAGACGGUCUGCAACAUUGUCGGCUGGCUUGCGAGCGAAUACUCGGUCGCGGAGAGCGACGAGGAGGACUCAUAUUCGUCGAGGAAGCACCGAGAGUAUGCGGCUCGCCUUCUCGUCGACCACCUGUGGCCCUUUGCCGACGGCAAGUUUACGACGGAAGUCACAAAGUCCAUUUCGAAAGCGCCGAUGCAAGACAGCGCGUUGAAGAUUGGUCCCGUUGAAAAUGGCGUGGCCUCUUCGAACGCGUAUCCCCUCGUCAAACGAGCGCUAGAGUUGCUGGCCAUGUUUGACCAUGCGAUGCCCAAGGAACGAUCGACGAUGAACAGUACCGUCGUUUUCACCAUUGUGCGGGAAACAAUUCACGUACUCCAGCGAGCCGAGUCCAAGAUCAAGUCUCAGAAAAUGGGAACCGACCCAGACUUGUUCAUGGUCAAGAACCUGCUCAUCAUCAAGAACGAGCUUGUUUCGCUCGAGAUUGGCGACAUCAGAAACAACCCACCCUCGAUGCAGCAUUUCGGCCAGAUCUGGGACAAGAUCAACCCGCAACACUUGGUGGGUUUCGUCAGUCACAUCAUCGGCGGAUCCCUCUGGUCUCGUGGCAGCACGCCGGCAGUAACGGCCAAGUCGUUGACGGCAGAGGACAUGAACGAGCAGUUGGAUGAACUGCUGCGGCAAUCCAUCUACGCAUUCACGGAGCGUUGGGGCACGCUCAUCAACGAUUCGCAGAAUCGCAAGGUCGGAGUGAAACCAAUUGCCAAGGUCGAGGCCGAACUCGAGGGCAUGCUGCACAACGUCUUUAGCAACCAACCGGAAGUCAUCUCGAAGCUAAAGGAGGCCAUCCAGCUCCAUGUGCAGGCGCAAAACGAAGCCAAGGAUAAGAAACGCGGAGCGAAACGAUACUGA
Molecule: messenger RNA, 2322 nt
Organism: Drechmeria coniospora
Lineage: Eukaryota; Fungi; Ascomycota; Sordariomycetes; Hypocreales; Ophiocordycipitaceae
Product: Sec34-like family protein
Exons: 5
Coding region: 1-2322 (773 amino acids)
Biological process (GO): cytoplasm to vacuole targeting by the Cvt pathway; intra-Golgi vesicle-mediated transport; Golgi organization
Cellular component (GO): cis-Golgi network; membrane; COG complex
Source: RefSeq, a predicted model, not a curated record